Molecule: messenger RNA, 2451 nt
Organism: Maudiozyma saulgeensis
Lineage: Eukaryota; Fungi; Ascomycota; Saccharomycetes; Saccharomycetales; Saccharomycetaceae
Source: the annotation of a GenBank genome assembly
AUGUCACCAGCACAUCAUGAUAGAUAUAUUUACAAUCAAACUAAUAUAGACGGACAUCGUCAAGAUGCAUCGGCGAAUAUCUUCAUGGAUCAUCACAAGAGUAAGGAGUCACUCAUUAAACACUCACCUUCGCCAAAGAAAUGGGCAGGUAAACUGUUAAAUUUUCAAUUGCAUUCGAAAAAGAAUAAAAAUGGCACCUCUGUUACUCCUGUUGUAUCUUCUCCAAUUUCGGCCAUUACGCCUGUUACAUCAUCCCCUAUAGUUUCUGAACAUACUUUUAAUUCACCCUAUACGCCAACAGGUAACAUAACUCCUACAUCCACAUAUCCAUCUCGUGUAUCCUCACUACCUCGUCCCAUAUCUAGAAUAUCAUCAAGGGGAAAUAUAAAUGCUUCAGCGCCUUGUAUAUCAGACUCAAAUCAAGGUAUAUUUCCAACAGAAUACUUGCCAAAGGAACCUUUGAAAUCGUCGGGUAGCAACAAACGAUCAUUUUUGAAUGACAAUUGUACUAUUUGUGAUGAACCAACAUCUCACAGGAGUCAUGGAGAGAGAAUUAUAGAAUUACAAUGUGGUCAUUUAUGUCAUCAGUACUGUCUUUUGAUAUCAUUUGAAGAUGUAGCAACAUAUUCCACGAAUAUAUAUGAGCUGUUUCCACCAUGUUUAAGAUGUAAAACUGAGAAAUCGGUUGAUAUAAAUUGUGUUCCAAAAGACGAUACUUUGAAAGAUAAAAUUAUUUCAGAUAUUUUCAUGACAAAGGUUGGAAGUGUAUCUACACCAACUACACCAUAUAUUAAUACUCCAACAAAUCAUGUCACCCCGACACCAAUAAACGGAAACGAACAGCCUAUAACGAGACCAACGUUAAAUAUUGGAACUGCUUUAGGUCUUAAUCGUACCAGACGGGAUUUAUCGCCUCCGUUUUCUCAACAGACUUAUCAGUUGUCAAUGCCAUUUCAAUAUUCAUCUGUAAAUACUAUUCCAACAAACCCUGUAACCAAUUUUGAAAAUCAAACUUCUAUUAGAGAUGACAUAAGUAAUAUGUCAACCAUAGAGGAUCAUGACCAACCAGUCAGGAAUAGCAGUAUAUCUGUACCCCUUCUUAGAACGUACUUUUUGGACCUCAUUAUAAACAGGUUUGAAUCGACGAUAUCAAAAGAACUGGUGGAUUCGGAAUUUGGGUUACUAAGAAUAGUGGACAGAAUGUCAAUUUCUAUAGAUACGCCAAAUUUUUUACCAUGUUGGUCCUUAUUAUUUAUGAAUUGUUUGGUGAUCGUGUAUACAGAUCCUGCACAAGAUCAAUCAGAUGAGAAUAUUAUGUUAAAUACAAAUUUUAACAAUAUACAUAUGUUUUAUCCGCUUGAACAUGUCAGUGUCGAACCUCUUUCCGAUACUAGUUUGCAAUGUGCAAUAAUAACAGAUUCUAUCUCGAAGCACUUUUGUCUUGCAGAAUCGACAACGCACGGUUUCUCUAAAGUUUCCCAAAAAUGGGCUUCUGCCCUUCUUAAUAAAAAACUGGUAUUUAAUGAAGAAACAUUUACAUCUACACUACCUCUCCCUCCUAUUAUCAAGAAUAUCACGAACGAUGGAGAUGUCCUAGCUACAUAUUCAGGUAACGGUUCUAACCAAAAAGUAACUGAACUCGGUACUAUUUCGCACAUGAGAGGAAGCGUAAUUAUACGCCGAAUGUCAGCUCUUCCACGAAACGCAAAUAAUGGCGGUACUAUGAUGUCUAUAUCAACAAACAAAACAUCCAUUAGUUCUAUUAUCUCUAUGAGACGUAAAAAGCCCGAUAAUUUAAUUGUAAUUAUCCAAAUCGAUAAGCGGUAUGUCAUUUCUGAAGACAUUUAUAGCACUAUCUACAAUAACUUGAAAGCUUUAGAGAUAUUAUUUCCUUCACUUUAUAUAUGCCUUGUUGAUUCUAAAAUGUCUCUUGUAAGACAAGGACCUGCAUCUGAGAUAAUAAAAACUCCAGAGGAUCUUAAAAUUUCUACUCCUAUUUGCUCAUUUAAUUCUAAAUUACUAAGAGAGACGGUUUUAAACGUUACUAUAUCAUCUAGUAGAACUGUUGGAAUCGCUCUGAUAUCAAACACUAUGAUGAACAAAGAAUCAUGUAUUUUAUUUCAACAAAUAGCUUUAUUGAGGAAAAUGGGUGAGCUUAGGGCAAAUAUCCUUAAGAUUAAGGUUGGCUACCUUAAUAUGAAUUACACUGAUCAAAUAGACGAAUUAGUUGAAAUAGAUAAUUGGACUGAUAUGUUGGAACUUUUAUGCUACACUUUUGCCAUAGAUUAUGAUAGUGAAGAUGAUAAUAGUGAUAUUUCAGACUUUGACGACAUUGUCUCCUUAACAUCUUCUGGUGACCGACAUAGUAUAGAAUCAUCAGAUCACUCUCUGUUAACUUUGCAUAUAACUAGUUCUCUUUUUGAUACGGAUAAUCAUGUUAUCAUUACUUGA